CUUUUACAAGAGAAAAAUGAAUUUGAUUAGAAAUGUUACACGAAGAUUUGAUUACAUGGUGGAAUCAAUUAUUUACAGAUUUAUGGAUCCCGGACUUGCUCUGGUGGCCCCAGUCCCACUGCAAAGACACCUAGUACAGAAUUGUGACAAUUGGUUGAAUCCCAGUAUUCUCUGGAACACACCGAGAAGACGAAGAUGUCUAGAGAAGAGACAAACAAGAAGAUUUGGAAGUUUGGAAUGGGGAACAUACAAACUGCCCAGAAUCAACCAGAAGAUAAGAGUAGAUCAUAAAACAGGAGAAUAUUUCGAGCUAGGAAAACUAGCGCCUCUCACCUAUACAAGAAUAAUGGAAGAAACUAAAGCAAUCCAGAAGAAGAUGCAAGAAACCUUUGGAACAGGAACACCCAAAGACCAGGAUGUCGUCGUUUUAUAUAAAGGAGAACAGACUCAGGUUCCUGACAAGUAUCGUAUUGUUGAGAUGGAACGAGAACGUCCUUCUUUCUUCUCCUCAAACCUUCUCCAGAAAACUCGAGCUAUAGAGGCCGGACAAACUGUUAAACCUUCCAGCCUCGUUUAGCUUGAGAUAUAGAGGCCGGACAAACUGUUAAACCUUCCAGCCUCGUUUAGCUUAAGAUAUAGAGGCCGGACAAACUGUAAAACCUGCCAGCCUCGUUUUACUUGAGACAUAGAGGCCAGGCAAGCUGUUAAGUCUUCUAGCCUUGUUUAACUUGAGAAAUAGAGGCCAGGCAACUUAUCUUUUAUUGAUUUUGAUUUUUUAAAUCCUAAAAAAGAUUCUUAUCUGUUUACAAAAAGGCGGAUUAAGAAUUAAAUAUUACCAUGUGAAUUGUUUGUAUACUUCCA
This is a messenger RNA of Eurytemora carolleeae, 861 nucleotides long. RefSeq names its product 39S ribosomal protein L32, mitochondrial (gene mRpL32). The transcript is spliced from 9 exons. The coding region runs from base 17 to 577 and encodes 186 amino acids. The record is from RefSeq and is a predicted model, not a curated record. Lineage: Eukaryota; Metazoa; Arthropoda; Copepoda; Calanoida; Temoridae.